AUGGCUGCCGUGCGCUGCCGUUCCGCCGUUUCUCGCGGCGUGUGUGCGUCCGGGUCGCUGUUCGAUUCGCAGCUUUCGCAGCGCAUCGCAAGCAUUCUCUGUUCCGCGUCCGAUCUUCCUCCCUCCGUUUCGUCGCCUCAUUCCGAGCCGCUGCGUGUGGCCGGUCCUGCUGCUGGGCUCUCGCGCUUCCAUUCUUCUUCUUUUGUCGGCGUAGAGCCCAACACAGGCUCCACUCCCUCGUCGCCAGCCGUCGCAGGCGACGUCGCACAGUCACCACUUCUGCCGCGUCUGCGAUCAUGGUUCGCAGCACCCGACCUCACUCCGCCACCCUUCGUGGGCCCUACGGGCGGAUCUGAGGCGGGGAGCGGAGCAGACGGGGAGGCGCGGGGGGACGCGCAAGGGCGAGGGGAAGCGCGGAUGCACGGAGAGGGCGCGCGAGGCUAUGGGGAUCAGCGGCUGUACGGGCGGGACCCGCGGGGGUUUGGGCGGAACUUCCGCCCGCGCCCGCCUGUGGCGCGGCCGAAGCUGGAUCUUCUGGAUAAGUACGUGCAUCCGUCGUUGCUGUCAGCAGAGGAGCGGCGGCAGGAGGAGCUGCAGGGAGUGAAGGAGCGGUUCAGAGUGCAUGAGGGGGACACAGGGUCCAGUGAAGUGCAGAUUGCUCUGCUCACCUCGCGCAUUGCCUACAUGGCCCAGCACCUGCAAACACACAAGAAGGACCUGCACUCGCGGCGGGGUCUGGAUGGAAUGCUGGCACGGCGGCGCAAGCUGCUCAAGUACCUGCGGCGGAAGAACUGGGACUCGUACUGCCAUGUGAUUGCAGAGCUGGGGCUGCGCGACAGACGCAAGCAGUCUCUCCCGUCAGGCCCGUCCGCGCAUUCCCCGUUCGCGCUGUCCGCCCCAUCCGCGCAGUCAUCCGCCCCGUCCGUAGUCGUCCGCCACCAGUCCGCGCGCAUGCAUCGUGUGCGCAACUCCCGCGCGCCUCGCCUUCUCCAUCUCUUCACGCAGUGCCAUGCCGCUCCCCGGCUCGGCGCACUGCAGCCCCGCGCGGGGGCCGUCACGGCGGCUGACGGAAAUCGGCCGGCAGAGCCGUUGCUCGUUCCGCCUGCUAGCCGAAAGGUAGACGCGGCACGUCCGACCAGCCGCUGCGUCGAUCACCACGUAGGACGAUUCACUGACGCGCUGCCGCAGAUCUGCUGCCAGGCUGUCAGCCAGCCUGGCGUUGCCACGCUGUCCGCCGAGCCAUCACCUUCCACAUCCAUAUCAACACUCACCCAGCGGUACCACUCUGCGCCGCGCUUUACACCUCUUUCUCGACUUUCCGCCCCUCAUCAUCACCCCACACCGCUCGCGGUCAGCUCGCCGUAUGCUCGCGCCUUUAGCGCCGCCUCCGCAGGCGGCAGCAGUGGCAGCGCCGGCAGCGGCAGUGAUGGCGGCAGUGGUGGCGGCAGCGGCGGGAGUGUUGGCGGCAGGGGCGAGGCCGCGGGCGGACUAGAAUCAGACCUAGGAUCGGAUCUAGGGUCAGAUCUAGGUUCGGAUUCGGAUUCAGGCUCAGAUUCAGGCUCGGAUUUAGGUUCGGAGGACGUGUCGGUGAGGGUGCUGGAGGGGGUGGUGGAGGAUGCGCGGCAGGCCUACGGCGAGAGGCACGAGCUGGUGGCGGGGCUCAGACUGCGACUGGCGCAGGCGUAUCUGCAGCAGGGGCGGGACGCGGGGGAGGUGCUAUCUGUGGUGGAGAAGGCAUGGGAGGUGUUUGACGGCGUUGCCCUGGAUGGGGAUCUCGUGUUUGACGCCAUGGCCAUGGAUGGGGAUCCCGUGCGAGCCAUGUGCCUGCACCUCAUGGCCGCAUGCCAUGCCAGGCUCAGCGACCCUGACGAGUGUCUCUCCCUCGUCUUGCAGCUCGGUAACCCAGACGAGUGUCUCUCACUCCUAGUGCAGUGCGAAGCAGCGCUGGAAGCUGCCAAGAAGCUUCAGAGCCUCAUGCAAGAGCAAGACGUAGCUGGGACUGAGCAGGAAAUAGGAUCAGAUGGGGGGGAGAGCUGCGGGUCAAGGAAUGGAGUUGCAGGGGUGGAGAGUGGGGGAGGUGUGGGUAGCAGAGGAGGAGAGUGUGGAAGGGUAGAGGGUGGUGAUGGGGAGGGGGAGGGGGGAGACGCAGCAGCAGCAGCAGCAGCAGCGAUGGCACAAGGGACAGCCGAUGCCAUCCACAUGGUGGGGUUUGCCAUGCACAUGCUGCGAGCUGACGUCAGCAGUGCGAGGGGGGACAUGGACACUGCACUGAAGGCGUACAGACGGAGGCGCCUCAAAAGGCAGCACGUGGGGGAGGAGUGUGCGUUCACCCUCUCCCUCCGUCCUCUGCAUUUCCUUCCCUCUCCAGGACUGCUCUCGAGCUGCAAGGAGAGGCACUGGGUGCAGAUGACCCACGAGACUGCUCUCGAGCUACAAGAGGAAGCACUGGGCUCGGAGGACCCACGAGUAGCGGAUGCGCUGCAGCACGUGGGGGAGGAGUGUGCGCGGCACAUGCGGCUAGGCGAUGCCCAUGCCAUGGGGAUGCGCGCGCUACAGCUGCAUGAGACGCACAGGAGGGGCUUGGAGGAGAGGUUGGGAGGGGAGGAGGGGAGUGGGGAGGGGAGGGGUGAGGAGGGAGGAGGGGUGAAGGGGGAGGAGCUGAGGGAGAGAGUGAGAGAGGAGUUGGAGGGAAGGGGGAGGGAGGAGGUGAGGAGGGAGUAUGAGGAGGCUGUGAUGAAGGAGGUGGCAGAUCACCGCCUGUUAGCAGCAGUGUUUGCGGGUCAAGGCGACGCCUCCCCCGCCGUCCACCACCUAUCCGCAGCAGCAGCCCUGCUCUCCUCCCUCCUCUCCUCGCCCUCCGCCCCCUCCGCCCUCUCCCCUCUCGACCUCGCCUCUGUGCACCUCGCCACUGUUGACAUCAUCCUGCACUCCGGGCUGCUGCAGGGAGAAGAGGGGGGAGAGAUGGGGGAGGGGGGGGAGGAGGGGGGGCGCGUGAAUAGGGAAGAGAUGGGGGGUGAGGAGGCAGAGAUUGCGGAGGAGAGUGACAGCAGAGAGCAGCAAGGGGAAGGACUGGGUGUACGAUUAGGAGGAGGAGUGAAGGGAAGUUAUGAGGGAGGAGCAGAGGGAGGGGAGGUGAGAGAGGAGGCGAUGGAUAUGGCAGUGUUGGCGCUGGAAGCGCUGAAGCAGUGUGUGGCAGUGCAGGGGGAGGAGCUGGGGAAGGACCAUCCUGCUGUGGCGAGGACGUAUGCUCUCGCUGCUGAUGUGUACUGGCAGAUAGGGCAGGCGGAGGAGGCAGAGAAAGUGAGCAAGAGAGCGAUCAAGGUACUGGCAGCCAUGCCAGCGGCGCACCAGCGCAGCGAGGAGGCAGCAGCAGCGCUCGCCCACGUCGCUCUGCAUCUCAAGCGCACCGACCGCUGUGGCAUGGCCGUGCCUCUGCUGCAACGGGCGCUUGGUAUCAGAAAGGAGCACCCGGACCAUCUGCUUCAAGCCGUGGGCACAGCAACGGACCUCGCCUCUCUCCUCCUCUCCCUCCGCCGCCCCAACGAGGCCCUCCCCAUCCUCCUCUCCGCCCUCCCCUCCCUCCGCUCCUUCCUCGGCCCCUCCCACACCGCCUCCCUCCCCCUCCUCUCUCUCCUCUCCGCCGCCCACUCUUCUCUCGACCAAUGGAGCGAGGCGGCGAGAGUGGUGGGGGAGAUGUGGGAGGUGGUGAGAGGGGAGGGGAUGGAGGAGGCUAUGGGGGAGGCUAUGAGGGGCGAUGAGGCGGCCAUUGGCAUGUGGAUACCCCUGGCAGAUGCCCUUGGGAGUGAAGAGAGGUUCCUUCUGCUGCAGCAAGCAGUGGAGCAAGCAGCAAGAGGAGCAGAGGCAGGGGGGGAGAGCAAUGGAAGGGGAGAGGUAGGGGAGGAUGCAGCAGCAGCUAGAGCUCGCUGGCUCGAGGUGUUGAGGGAGAUGACAAUGAUCAAUAACGGUUGA
Molecule: messenger RNA, 3969 nt
Organism: Closterium sp. NIES-65
Lineage: Eukaryota; Viridiplantae; Streptophyta; Zygnematophyceae; Desmidiales; Closteriaceae
Source: the annotation of a GenBank genome assembly